CUCAUGCUGGCUCGCCUAUACUACUUCUCUAGAAAUACAUAGAUAGUACUACAGUAUAUAUUUACGGACUGGCCAUGAUGGCGCAAAACGAGCCACACUCGGACGCUCGAACGGUGUUGGUCUCUGAUGCAGAAGAUUUCCACCAUGAGACUCAAUUUAUUGAGACGUUGCGCCUGAUACUCCGGGAAGAUCACACCAGGAUAGUAGACGACACUCUGUACGAGAAGGUCCUGGACUGGAUGCUGAGGUGCGUAACUUUAGACCCCGUAAAUAGAAUAAGGGCCCGAGAUGGAUACCAACUGUCUCCGAAAUUCCCCUCAGACUUUGCAGGCCAUGAGGAGAUCUUAAGAAUGAUUGGAAGCGGUUUACAACAGAAAGAGUCGCGAGUGGUUGCGGUUAUGCUGAAGUUGUGUGGCCAUCUGUGCUCUCUGGGGGAUGCCGCGUUUAAAAUGGUACAUGAUGGUCCCCUGGAUGCUCUCAACAUCGCCCUGCGACUGACCAACCACGCUGAGCCGCGCAUCCGCACCGCAGCGUACGAGUGUCUGACAUUGGCUGCUUCCUUCGCAGGCCACCAUGCGGACUCUGCGACGCCACGUAAUAACAAACACACUCCUGAUGCGACACAGUGUAGGACUACGCAGGUGGACGUGAACGCACACGAAAGUGCGAGGAGGAGUGUAGAGUGGUGUGCACAUGAGGAAGAGAGUCUGUUCGAAUGCGUCGCCGCAUCGCUGUCUGACCGAAGUAUCUAUGUGCAGCUGCAGGGACGUACACUGCUGGUGAAUGUGCUAAACGCGUGCCAGGACACGCCGCGCUUACUGGCAAAGAUAUGGCAAGAUGGCUCACCGAUGUAUGAUGAGAUCACUCGCGUUCUGGAUGAUGCCCCAGCUUUCUCGUACGAACGUAAGAAAGCCAUAGCUGACAUGGUACUAGCCGUGUGCUUGGCUGUGCAGGACAGCGUCCCCCUGGAUCUUGGCAGUGAUGCUCAAAGGUAG
This is a messenger RNA of Sphaeroforma arctica JP610, 995 nucleotides long. RefSeq lists its product as hypothetical. The transcript is spliced from 4 exons. The record is from RefSeq and is a predicted model, not a curated record. The coding region runs from base 75 to 995 and encodes 306 amino acids. NCBI's taxonomy places the organism in Eukaryota, Ichthyosporea, Ichthyophonida.